AUGUCGACGCUAGCUAUAUUCUUAUUACUAUUACAAUCUACUUUCGCUGAAAGAGAUACAGCACCAGUAUUUAUACUGGAUCACGACAAAGUCAUACCACAUAUAUCAAACGAACCAAACCCAUUUAAAAUACUACAGUCCUCUGAUUUCUCUAAGAUUAUUAACGAAGCAGUCAGUAGAAGCAAAGUUGUAAUACUAUUCAUAGAAGAAUCAUUUUGUUUCGAAGACAUUUCUGUAAAGGAUAAGCACGGGACACCCUUUUAUCGUUUGAGCCAAAAGCUGAAAGAGAAACGUGUAAAGUUCCUACCAGCAGUAGCUCAACCCUAUAAGACUCUAAAAAAUAGUUUUCCCCCGGAACGUACCAACGAGUUUUACUUAAGCGAUUCCAGUACAAAAGUGAAGUUUUACAAUGGAAGGUCUAAGUAUUUUUACAUCUAUUUUAAAGAUUAUUUGAAUGAAACACGGGUUAAUGCGUUGAGACGGCACGAUUUGCUCAUAUUCGAGGUAUAUUUCUUAGUAAGACAAGCUGCUGCUAAUCAUAUCGUGGCGUUUUAUACUGGGAAGACUAAUCCUAUUCUUGUAGAUAAGAUGAAUUCUAUGCCAAUGAAAACUCAGAAGGUAAUUCGUCAGCCAGGGAUUACGAUUUCAACUAGUGGGGCUCUUUUUCGAUUUAUCGGUGUGUACUCUACGGUGGGCACGCGUCGAUCCACGUUCAGUGAAAUUCCAAUAGUCGGUGAAGAGACUUGGACGAAACGUAGCUUUAGCACACGGAUGGAAUACACGGAGUUCGAACUUGAGUUCUCGUUUAAGUUUCGAGAAGAUCGAUGGUUGAUUGACUAUGUCUCCUUACUCGAGUAUGGGGAAGAAGUGGGUCGCACGGAGAUGAGGGUGGGUGCACCUUGGGAGUGGUCGUACAUCUGUAGCGAGCCUAUCGUGCUGGUGAACAUGAGGGACGGCAGCGCUGUCACCAUCUCACAGUAUCAGAUACAACCGUUCAACGACGAUCGCCAGAUCGCUCGUAACGGUUCAGGUAACGACACUCAUUGCUUCGGUCCCGCCGUCAACUGCGGGCCUUACUUCAACGCGCACAUACUCGCCGGCCUUAUGGUGACCUUCUUCUGCAUGGGAAUCCUGACGUACGGCGUGAUGACGAUGUACAAUUGUCAUUCUAACGACAGAUAUGACGACCAGCAUGGAAAACCUCUCGUUAUUGCUGCGGAAGUUGGCGGCUAA
This is a messenger RNA of Melitaea cinxia (Glanville fritillary), 1233 nucleotides long. RefSeq lists its product as uncharacterized. The record is from RefSeq and is a predicted model, not a curated record. Bases 1 to 1233 code for a protein of 410 amino acids. Lineage: Eukaryota; Metazoa; Arthropoda; Insecta; Lepidoptera; Nymphalidae. The transcript has 4 exons. Gene Ontology annotation, cellular component: proton-transporting V-type ATPase complex.